GCGCUCGUUCGCGCGGCCGGCUGCGUACAGUAGUGACGGCCGCGCGGGAGCGGUCACAUGACCACAGCGGCUGCCUGUACAGUAAGAACCCAAUAUGGCAGCGGCGUUAGCAGUGGCAACAGCAGCAGGACCGGCCGCCCCGUAGACCCCCCCCCUCCCACUGCGCGCCUCCGCGGCCGCCGCUUGGCUGAGUUGCUUCUCCGCUCCGACUUCCCCUUUCUCCCACCUUUCCCGGCACCGCGGGAAAAGCAGUGCAGGGCGCAGCAAGCAAGGGAAGGCAGCCGGAGCCGGGGCACGGAAGCCUCCCAGUCAGUUCAAGACCCGACAUGAGGGAAAAGGGCCGUAGGAAGAAGGGCAGGACCUGGGCGGAGGCCGCCAAGACGGUCUUAGAAAAAUACCCCAAUACACCCAUGAGUCAUAAAGAAAUUCUUCAAGUUAUUCAGAGAGAAGGACUAAAGGAAAUCAGAAGUGGGACUUCCCCUCUUGCAUGCUUAAAUGCAAUGCUGCAUACAAACUCCCGAGGUGAAGAGGGCAUCUUCUAUAAAGUCCCAGGUAGAAUGGGAGUGUAUACUUUGAAGAAAGACGUGCCAGAUGGCGUGAAAGAGCUGUCAGAAGGUUCAGAAGAAAGCAGUGAUGGUCAGUCAGACUCUCAGAGCUCUGAGAACAGCAGCAGCAGUGAUGGUGGCAGCAACAAAGAGGGGAGAAAGAGCAGGUGGAAGAGGAAAGUAUCAUCUAGACUGUCACAGCCAUCCUCUCCCCAGUCAGGCUGCCCAUCACCCACCAUCCCAGCAAGUAAAGUCAUUUCUCCAUCACAGAAGCACAGCAAAAAGGCAUUGAAGCAGGCCCUAAAACAGCAACAACAGAAGAAGCAGCAGCAGCAGUGCAGAUCGAGCAUGUCCAUCUCCAAUCAACACCUCUCUCUCAAGACCGUCAAAGCAGCCAGUGACCCUCUACCUGCCAAACCUGCCCUAUGGGAAGGAAAACAAUCUGAUGGGCAGUCAAACAGUCCCCAGAACUCAAACUCCAGCUUUUCUUCUUCAGUCAAAGUGGACAGUUCUCUUCUAGGCUUGGGGAAAAAGUCGUUCCAGAGGUCUGACAGACUCCACACAAGACAAAUGAAAAGGACUAAAUGUGCUGACAUUGAUGUUGAGACACCUGACUCCAUUCUGGUUAAUACUAAUCUUCGAGCACUGAUUAACAAGCACACCUUUUCAGUUCUCCCUGGAGACUGCCAACAGCGCCUGCUUUUACUGCUUCCAGAGGUGGAUCGACAGGUUGGUCCAGAUGGUUUGAUGAAAUUGAAUGGUUCAGCCCUUAACAAUGAGUUCUUCACUUCUGCAGCUCAAGGCUGGAAGGAAAGGCUCUCAGAAGGUGAAUUUACCCCUGAAAUGCAGGUGAGAAUUCGGCAAGAGAUUGAGAAGGAGAAGAAAGUAGAGCCAUGGAAGGAGCAAUUCUUUGAAAGCUACUAUGGUCAGAGUUCUGGCUUAAGCCUUGAAGAUUCACAGAAAUUGACAGCUUCCCCGAGUGAUUCCCAAGUAAAGAAAACUCCAACUGAGCAACCAAAAUCCAUAUUUCCUUCAGAGUCCUCUCCUGUCAGAAUCAUCCCAGUAGUUCCCCAGUCAGAGUGUAAGCAAGAAGCAGUGCAAAUACCAUCACCAGUUAGAAAAGAAGAAAGCCAAGAUGAGGCACAGCCAGGCUCUAAAUCCCCAGAACCUGUCCUUGAAUCAGCCAGCAAUACAAAUGAGCUUAUCACCAUUAAGUCUGUCAAGUGCCCUAAGGAUGAGGGGCUCUCAGAGCAGAAGCCACUUGUCUGUGCUGAACAAGAGUCUGAGAAAGAAAAUCAUAUCACCACAACUUCUAAUUAUAGCAAAAGUGAGAACCAAGAAGUGUCAGCUAUAUCCCCAAGCAAAUCUAAAAAUGCUGGGUUAGAAAAACCCAUAACAAAGCCUGUUGCAGAAGCAGGUCCACUGGUCCCCGAUGUGAAGAUGCCUCCUGCAACUCUUACUGAUCAGGUCGCAGAAAGUUUAAAAAGGAAAUCUUCUCUUAUCCAAGAAGAGACCACUAGCAGCUGGGAGAAAAGACCACGUAUCACUGAGAAUCAACAGCACCAGCAGCCAUUUCAGGUCUCACAACAGCCCUUUCUUAAUAGAGGGGACAGGGUCCAAGUGCGAAAAGUACCACCUCUCAAGAUCCCGGUCUCCAGAAUCUCCCCGAUGCUGUUUUCUACAUCGCAGGUCUCUCCCAGGGCUCGUUUUCCAAUCUCCAUCACUAGUCCUUACAGAACGGGAGCCAGAACUCUGGCAGACAUCAAAGCAAAAGCCCAGUUGGUCAAAGCACAAAGGGCAGCAGCUGCAGCAGCCGCUGCAGCUGCUGCAGCCGCCUCAGUUGGAGGGACCAUUCCAGGACCUGGCCCUGGGGGUGGACACAGUCCAAGAGAGGGUGGAGAAAGAAAAACUGAUAGAGGAGGGAGUCCAGGCUCAGAGAGAGCCAGUACAACUGGAAAGGGUCUCACACUGGAGCUGGCAGGACCUGGAAGCAGGGGAGGUACGAGAGAGCUUUUACCCUGUGGUCCCCAACUUGAGACCAAUACAUCAGGCCAAGCACAGCCUCCUGGUGUCUUUGGAGCACAACUACAGCAAACCUCCUCAGUGCCUACAGCACUUGCCAUCAGUGGAACAUGCACAAGCAUCCCAUUCCCAGCCCACAUAGAGAAAUCAAACAGUGAAACGCUGAACCCCCCCAAGGCAAUAGCCACAGCACUCUCUCCUUGCCACCCUCAAGACCCAAGUAGUUGCAGACAGGAGAAAGCUUGUCCAGAAGGGCCUGCUCUGACCUCAAGAGCUUCACAUGUUUGUUUUGUAGUUGAUGGCACAGUUGAGCCCAAAGCAGGCCCUAGUAAGAAUGCACCAAAGCCUUCAGCCUCAGCAAAGGGGGAUACUUCUGCCCGACUGGAAAUGACUCCUCCUCCUGUAGCAUCCUUGUUGACAGCAGCCAGCUUAGAAAAACUCUCUGUGCCCCAGGUCAGUGGAACUGCACCAUCUGCUGCAUCAGCUUCAUCCUCAAGCACUUUGACAACAGCUUCUAGCCUUAAAACCCCAGGAACUUCUGCAAAUAUGAAUGGACCCAUUUCAAGACCAAGUUCUAGUAUCCCUGCUAAUAACCCUUUAGUUACUCAGCUGCUCCAGGGCAAAGAUGUUCCCAUGGAGCAAAUUCUGCCUAAACCUUUCACCAAAGUUGAAAUGAAAACAGUCCCACUGACUACAAAAGAGGAGAAGGGGAUAGGAGCAUUCCCUGGUACCAAUGUAAUAGAAAGUAGCACCAGAGAGGAAGCUAAUGGCAGGCAGGCCUAUCUGGCCAUCCCUCAACUGGGGAAACCCUUGCAGAAUAAGCAGCUUCCCCAGGUCUCAAGGCCUGUCUUAGAAGCUAAGGACCUGAGGGACUCUUGCAUUGACACUCACCAAUACCCAGAAGGACUAAGUAAAACAAGUCAAGAUGAGCUUUUUCAGACUCUCAUCCAGAGGACUCAGAGACAGAGUGUUCUUUCGUUUGUGCCACCCUCUCAGUUCAGCUUUGCUCACUCAGGGUUCCAGGUGGAUGAUGUAUCCACAAGCCAGAAAUUCAUGUUGGGCUUUGCUGGCAGAAGGACAUCCAAGCCUGCAAUGGCAGGUCACUAUUUACUCAAUAUUUCUACCUAUGGCCGGGGUUCAGAGAGCGUUAGGAGGACCCAUUCUGUAAAUCCUGAGGAACGAUUUUGUCUAAGUAGCCCCACUGAAGACUUGAGAAUGGGAUAUGCAGAUUGUAAAAACACAGCUGGAGACAGCAGCAGCAGCAAAGAAGAUGAAACCGAUGAAGAGAGUGUGGGUGAUGAGCAGGAGCUUGUGUCAGUGAAGGAGGAGCCCUGGGCUUCUCAGAGUUCUGGCAAGCAUCCCCACAGUGGGGAGACUCCGUCCACCAAUGACUGUUUAGCUGGCAAGAAUGGAAAAGCUGAGGCACAAAUGAAUGAGCAAACCACUUUAGGCAAGGAGAAUUACAUAUUCUCUAGAAGCCAAAAAACAUUUGAUGAAAAGACCCUAACCAGAGAUUUUAUUCAGGUGGCACAUAAACAGAUGGCUCAUGCUGUGAGAAAUAAGACAGUGUGUAGCAGCCCUGAGCUUUUCAAUUCUACUGCUCUUUCUCUCCCUGCAGACAGUCCCACACAUCAGCCUCUACUCCUCCCACCACUGCAAACCCCCAAAUUGUAUGGAAGCCCCACACAGAUAGGGCCGAGUUACAGAGGCAUGAUUAAUGUCUCCACCUCAUCAGACAUGGACCAUAGCUCUGCUGUCCCAGGUAGCCAAGUAUCUAGCAAUGUAGGGGAUGUUAUGUCAUUUUCAGUGACUGUCACUACCAUCCCUGCUAGCCAAGCUAUGAAUCCCAGCAGCCAUGGCCAGACAAUUCCUGUUCAGGCUUUUCCUGAUGAGAACAGCAUCGAGGAUGCACCCUCAAAAUGUUACUGCCGGUUGAAAGCCAUGAUCAUGUGCAAAGGAUGCGGAGCUUUCUGUCACGACGACUGCAUUGGCCCCUCCAAACUGUGCGUCUCCUGCCUUGUCGUUCGGUAACAAGACUGCAGUGUAUGCAAAGGAGGGAAGGAAGGGUAGCUGUGACCAGAUGUGUUCUUGCACCCUUUUGAAGUCACAGAAAUAAAGUUUCAGUUGUCUCCAGAGACGUUAAUCAGGAGCGCAGAUGCAGGUCUUCACAUUUGCAGGAAGAGCACCUUGUGUAGUAAGCCUUGAGUUCAAGGAGGACUAUGAAUUGGUGACAAGUUUGCACUUAAAAAUCAUGUAAAUAUGUCACAUUUUGUUUUAACGUUGUUUUCCAAGUAUUUAGGUAAUGAUGUGUUAACUUUACAUUCAGAUUUAUGUUCCAUUUCUUUUGGCUCUGAAAUGGUAUGCAUGGUGAAAGGGAACUGUCUGUCUCUGACCUUUCCCAGGCUGAGGAAAAGGACGAUGUGGUCAGAAUGUGAGUGACCAUCAUGCUGAUUAUGUCUUCACAGGCUGACUGCAGGUCCUUCACAGAUAGCAUGCCUUUGUGGGAUAUAGAUUUGGGGUUUACUCAUUCCUUUGCUUUAGGCAGUACCAUUCUAAAUGAACUUUUUUAAAAAGAUAUUCACAUCCCAGACAGUGUUUUUGAUCCUGACAGUCCUGACUUAGCUUUUGACUUCCGUGAAUCAGUGCUAUUGUCAAGCCGAGCUCUGCUGUUGCCUUCACGGUGGGUGCUAUUUAAGAAGGGUCUGCCUCUAAGGGACUCUAUAAUCAGUCUAGUCUGUGCAUGGCAUUAGUUCCAGCAAUAAUACAUCCUGACACUGCAUCAUUCAUGGGCUCCCACAAAUAGGUCUGAAAUACCAGUGUAAAAUAAAAUGCACAAACACAUUAGUGGUGUGUGUGUGUGAGAGAGAGAGAGACAGAGAGAGAGAGAGAGACAGAGAGAGAGCGAGAGCUGUGUCUUGUUGGUAAAGGGGAAUAGGGGAAUGAAACUGAAACUUAGCUUGAGGAAUUUGGAAGAAUGAUUUUUUUUUUUUUUUUUUUUUUUUUUUUUGGUUUUUCGAGACAGGGUUUCUCUGUGGCUUUGGAGGCUGUCCUGGAACUCACUCUGUAGACCAGGCUGGCCUCGAACUCACAGAGAUCCACCUGCCUCUGCCUCCUGAGUGCUGGGAUUAAAGGCGUGCGCCACCAACGCCCGGCUUGGAAGAAUGAUUUUAACACUGGACACAAAGUAUUUUCUUUUCCUGUUCUCUCUCAAACCAUUUCAGGUAGAAAUACUGUUUAGUGGGACGUCUUUUCUGCUUUGACAUCCAGGCAUGAGAGAUGAAUCCAGUAAUCCUAUGCCAUCCUUCAUAUUUACAUCCAUACACAGAGAAAAAAGACAGUUUGCUAUUUUAUAAGUAAGUCUGCUACUCUAGAGUUUAUGCUGUCCUGGAUAGCCAAGAUGCCUGGUGUGAAAGAGCAUUCAUUAUGAGUGACUUACUGAAUGCUGGCUGUGAAAUUUUGCAAUUUUUCUUUCCUUUUGAUUACUAUUCUUAAAAUCCUUCUCCCAAGUCUCUGGAGGCAGAUGUAGGCUGAUCUGAGUUCCAAGGCCAGCUUGGUCUUCAGGACAGCCAGGACUAUAUAAAGAAACCCUGUCUCCAAAAACAACCUAGAUAAAUUUUAAAAAGUCUGUUUCAAAACAAAACAAAAUCAAAAAAACCUUCUCUAGUUGGUGGACAUGGUGACACACACUUUUAAUUGCAGCAAUUGCGAGCCAGAGAGUUCUUAGAGAGUUCAAGGCUAGUCUGGUCUACAUAGCAAGUUCCAGGGUAUACAGUGAGACCUCUUUAAAACAAAUACAAAGAACUAGUGACAAACUUUAAGCAAAUACUUUUUAAGUUACAGUUAUAGACAGUUAAGGAAAACAUCAGUUUUUAGUAUCAAAUCCUCAGUGUGUAUUGUUUGAUUUCAAGUCUCCUAAUUUGAAGUAUGUGUUAAAAUAUUGCAGCCCAGUACAGUUGACUUUCAAAAGCUACUCAUAAAACUCAGGACAGUUUAACCCUGUUAAUUACAUCACAGGUAAGGAGGCAAUACUUUGUUUUGCCUGCCUUGUGCUCAUCCCUGGGUAUCCAACUUCUUACAUCACACUCAUGUGCUUCCUCAGUCUUUGCUCCAAACUCUGAAACUCAUGUUUCAUUUAUCUUUCCUGCUCUUGUGGCCCUAAACAAUUACAGGCUCAAAUUUUGUGUUUCAGAGCCAGUCAAGACAGUGUGAUGUCUUCCUGUCCUCCCUUUAUCCCAGUAAAUGCACAGCUAAGAGAAAGGAAAGACUGUGAGGAUUCGGGGUUAAGGACUGCAUGUUCUGAAGUGAAGGACUAGUAGGAAAAAGAAGCCAGGGUUCUGCUCCCAAACCUUCAGGACCUUGGGUAGUCCCCAUGGGACUUUAAAAGACCCAUAUCUGAGUAGUCUGCUUGUCUAGCCUGCUGCAAGAGGGUGAGUGAUGCAGAAUGGACUUGGUGCUCACUGUCAGUGGCUGGUUCGUAAUUGGUGAAAGUAAUUUCUCUACUUUCUACCUUGCUAGAAAGGUUUUGCUCCAUGGUUUGGUUAAUGUGAGAAUGGGUGGACAUUAGGGACUGUCAGGUCUAUUUAAAGAGGAAACCAGCUAAUUUGCAUUCUACUAUUCCAAAAGCAGAACACUGCCUCAGACUUGACAAGACACAUAUUAAGUGUGAAUCUAUUUAAAUGAUUUGUUUUAAAACAUAGCUUCUGAUAGAAGAACGUUCAUCUUGUAAAUGAACAGAAAAAAUUGUCUGGCUCUUUAAGUUGAUUUUGGUACUCUAGUACCUGUUAGCACAAUUUUUUUUUAUCAUAGCUUUUUAGCUAUUUUACCUUUAAAUCAACUCUGAAAUGGUUCAAUAAGUGUUAAGUUUAUUCUUUGGGCUCUAGGUGGCAAUUUCCAGUGAGCUUUAAAUACCAUUCCUGAUCCACAUGCCAAUAUGUCCCUCCAGCCCUCACUGAAGUCACUUCUGCAACAAGUUCUCUGGGAGAAUAUUGGUGAUAUGUUAUCUUGGGGUAAUUUUUUUUAAGUGUUCUGAGUUGCCUAAAUAGAACACUCCCUGAAUUAUAAAGGAUUUUUUUAAAAAAUCAGAAUUUAUCCUAUUCAUUUAAGGGGGGGCACAAGUAACCUGGAAUUUUUUGCCCUGCUUCAGUUCCUUAACCCCAGUGCUCAAGACACAGUGUUUGAUGUAGCAUUUUUUAAAAGUAAGAGCUGGCAAAUGAGGAGCUUUUCUUCGGGUGGGAAGGCUGCGCUUUCCUGGGUAUACAGAUGUGGAUAUUUGAGAGCCUGUCUCAGAUGUAGAUUAACAGACCUCACUGCCUUCCAGGUGGAGGUGCGAUGCCCUGCGUAGAACAGGCCCAUCAGUUACCAUUCUGAUUGCUCCAUACUGCCUUUCUCCACUUUAGAAAAUCUCAAUGAGCUCUUUGGUUAAAUGGGUCGCUAGAAUAAGGGACUUCCUCUGGUCAUUAUACUGCUAUUUGUUUUAGAGCUCAUUGCUAAUGAGCAGUGUCAGUUGUUUUCUCUCUGACUUCACAUCAUAACAAGGAGAAGGAAGCUUCCCAUUGCAACACAAUAGAUAAUUGGAAAGCUUGGCCAUGGGUAGUUUGUAGCUCAAUUUAUAGAACAGUCCAAAGAGACUUCUUGAAACAUGACAGGCAGGGACCUUUUCCUAUGUGUUUCAAUACCUACAUACCUAUUGAACAAAACAGUAGGUAGACAUUUCCUAAAGUUGAAGCAAUAGCUUCAUAGAGUCUUGGUUACUUUAUUUUUUUUAAUGCUUUACAUUUGAUACAACUAUUAAAGAUCAAUUUUAAAAUAACUUUCCAGUAAUAUAUUUUAAGUAAUAUAUUUUAAUAUCUAUGUAAAAAGUGACAGUGGAAGACUGAAUUUCUCAUAUAUGGUAUGUUUAAUGUAGGAUCUCAACUGUUAAGGCACAAAUUAUUUCAAAGGAGUUACUCUAAAAACACUCAGAUUAUUUACCCCCCCAAAAGAAAAAUGCAAUAAGGGGAAUGAUUUGGGGGGUCUUUAUUUUUUAUUUUAAAGGAAAAUUGACUUAUUUACCACAAGCUAUUUUUCCCUCUCUGGUGAUAAGGUUUGUACAGACUGGUUUGGUAAAUUCUAAAUUUUUGUGUCUUUUGCCUUUUUAAAGGAAUUGUUAACAUUGGAAUUGAGGGUAUGUACAGAGAAGUUGGUGUCGACGCCAUUUAAUAAGUCAUAUUUUUUCACAAAUAAGGAAAAAUCAUUUUAAUAAGAAUUUUAAGUAUUUGCAAUAAAUAUAUGUAUAUAGAUUGUAUGUAUUCAUAUAUUAUUUUUCAUUUUAUUAUUAAGUAAAAGAUAAUUAAAAGUGAAAUUUAAAACCUUGUAGUUUUUUUGAUGAAUCUUGAGAUCUGACAUCUGGAUGUGACAUGGGGAAGGGCCCUCAAAUAGUUGCCUUAAACAGUUAUGGUAGUGUCACCACAGACUGGGAAGAGGAACUUGACCAUAAGUCAGGGUAGUGUAUUUCACAACUUAAGUAAAAAUAUUAAAACUUCACCGCUUAUCUGUCUUGUGUUUUUACCCUCAUCUGUUCUUUCUCUUAACCAUGUAAUAUCACUAGAAGGGUGAGAUAAACGGUAGUCUCUUGUAGCAAGCCUGUGGUUUCUUGUAGCACCAAAUGAGCUAAAGAGAUGUUAGGGGAAACGGGCUUUUUAUAUAUCAAUUGACGCUUUGUUAAACAUUGCUCCCACUACAUACCAAGCCCUGGGUAUGUUGAAGAACUAUUAUCCUCUUAAAGAUACAAAAGGCUUGUUUUCUGUUGCCCAAUCAUUAUUCCAAGGUGAGUUUCAUAGCCAAAUUCAUGGCCUGCUUGAUUGAUCUAGGCAGGUCAAAUACUACAUCUGUGUCAGAGAACGUCUGUGCUUGAUUAGGCUCUGUUUCCAUGUGGUUGUGAGGAUGGCUUGUAUCAAGAAGAGUAUUUAGGGAAGUGAGCAGUAGCAGAAUAUUUGAAGUUAAUUAUCUUUGGUACCACGACUGGAUUACUGUUGAAUCAAAGAAGUCACUUGUGGUUGAAAAAUAAAUGGGGAGAACAGAAUAUCUACAUAGAGGGUCUUAGAGAUAAAGGUAGAUCUCCUGUUGUAUAACAUAGGUAGUGAAGGACAGAGAUGGAGUUCAGUGAUAAAAUUACCUGCUCUUCCUGAGUGCUGGGAUUUUAAAAAGUAUCUUUUGAGUCCAACAUCUGAAUUACGGCAUAAAACAUUGAAGUUCAGCCAUCCAAGAGGUCUAGAGAUCUCAGUUGCCAGUAUUAUAUAUAAGUAACAAAUUUCUCAUGAGGACCUGACUGCAGGACCCCUGUGAUACCAGUUCUAGGGAGUGAAGCAAGACUCAUCUGGAGGUUUCCUGGCCAGUUAAGCUCCAGGUUCAGUGAGAAAACCCUUUCUCAAAAAUAAGGUGGAGAAUCAACCUCUACAAGUGUCCAUGCAGGCAAGUGCACUUGAAUACAUAUGUUUGCACAAACAAAAGGAAAUUCUGUGAACUCAGGGAACAUGUAUUUGUGUCAUAAUUCCUACUCAUGAAAGCAACGAUAGUGAGAUAAUUCCCAUUUUUAAGCUGGGCAUUGGUGGCACACGCCUUUCAUUCCAGCACUCAAGAGGCAAAGGAAGGUGGAUCUCUGUGAGUUCGAGACCAGCUUGGUCUACAGAGCAAGUUCCAGGACAGCCUCCAAAACAGAGAAACCCUGUCUAAAAAACAAUAAAUAAAUAAAUAAAUAAAUCCCAUUUUUGUAGCAGUACAUAUUGAUCUCAGUCCCAUAGUCACGUGAUAUAGGACUCUAUUUACUUUCCAGAGUCUUGGAAACCUAUGUUCAUUAUGUUUUACACUACUUUAUUUCAACUGGUUUUCAGUCACAUUGAACAUUGCUCAGCUUUUAUAUACAAACCCUGUUACUUAAAUAUUUAUUGGGUGCUUUUUGUGUGCUCAAUGUUGCCAAAGUGCUGAAUAUACGAGGAUAAGACAAAUUCACCUAAACAGUUCUUCCUAAAAUGCAACCCUGCAGCACUGGCUAUAGAUUUUAGUAUCCAAAAGAAGUAUAAGUGAGUUGAUCACUGAACAAAGCAGUAGUGACAUGAAAAAAAGUGUCAUUGGAUGGAAGCAGCCAACGUAGACCUAAGGGACCACAGUAAUAAGAUGUACCUUUUGGGAUCAUUGGAGUGUAGAGAGGUAAAGUGAACAGCUAGGGCACACACAACUUUAUGGAAGUUUUAAACGUUGAGUUUCAUAUUCUUGCUGAGAAGAAACAGUCCCUUCAUUUGAAAUCUUGUGUCCUUGUUUUUUCUCCACAGUGGAUGGAUAGGAUCACUUUAAUAAGUAAUCUCAAUAUUGUAGAAUUGCCCUUAAGCCACUGAAUGAAAAUGCACUUCAACCUCUUCUUCCUUAGGCCCCAGUCCUAAUUCUCUAGGCCUUUCUGGGAGGUAAAAAGUCAUGGUCAGUACUUGCUCUUGAAUUUUCCUCACCUCUUGUCUUUAACUAGAUAUUUGGGUUCACAAUCUGAUUUCUGUAUGCCAAAAUAUCUGUAUCUACACUUCAAAGGGAGACUCAGUGUAUUUCACCAAGCUCUGUCCAGAACUCUUGCUGCCCUUGGGACAUCUCACAGUAUUUCCCUAUACAGUAGUUUCACCCUUCCCACCUAAGAUGGGGAGUUCCCAGAAGGCUUUUAGAACAGGAAAAAGGAGCCCUGAAAAGGCCAGAUGGUCAGUUGUGGAGGCCGACUGUGACUAGAUGGUGGCUUCUCCCGAGAGGAGUCUCAUUUUCUUGUUCUUGAUACUUGAAGCUGAGGGGUAGAAAUAAAAAUCAAAAGUUGAUUUUCAUCUUAACUGCAAAACUUAAAGGAUCCCUUGGGGAGAAGAGGGGUAAACCCAAGAUGGGUUUUUUUUUUUUAAUGGGCUCCAGUAAAAUUUCAGUUGAGUGCCUUAAGGACUUUUAAAAGAUCACGGGUUCAUUUAACAUGAGUCACCAAGAGUGUUGCAUGGAAUUUGCUAUGGGACAUGGAUGAAAAAGCUAGUUUUCUGUGAAUAAUGACAGCUUUUGCCACAAGUCAGGGCUUUGGGCUAUGUGUCUGUAUCUGAACUUCAUGAACUAUUAGUCCAACUGAAGCCAACACUCAAGUUUUAUUAAAUUUAAUCAAGAUGCUCAUGAAAUUGGACUUUUCCCCUUCAAGUUAGCAAUUCCUUUGCAGUCAGGUUUUCAGGCAGUAUUAACGUUUGCAGACUUCAGGAGUGACCCUGCUGAGCCCUGUCACUUCAACAUCUAAAAUGGAACUGUGCCAGAGUCACUGGUCCAUCACGAGUGGUCAGUGGAAGGGAUGAGGGUAUGGUCACAUGCCUGAAGUUCCUGACAGCUGGCAGGUGAAGGCUGCAAGAUGAGCUCAAGAUCAUCUUCAGCUGUGGCAAGUUCAGGACCAGACUGGGCUACAUGAGACCCUAUCUCAAGAGGGAAUCCCCUGGGCUGGGAAUAUGAUGCUUAGUCAAACUGUUCUUGAAAAAAAUGUAUAUUUCUUGAAUAUAUGAAAGAUCUAGAGUACACAACAAAUGAAUCUCUACAAGUUAGAAAGUGUUCUGUAGCCGUAAGUGCUUCGGUGUUUUUAGACCUCCUAACUAGGUUAGUUUCUACAGCACACUUUUCACCAGCAGCAAGAGUCAGAACAGAAGAGAUGGGCUUAGCAUUACUUGCUGGCUGAAAUCUUUGUGCAUAUAGUCCUCAGCGCUUUGACACAGUCUGCCUUUCAACUCCACACUAUCGUCCUUUCACUUUCUACUCUUCUUUUAUUGGUACUGCAGAAGCUGUCUUCUUGAAUGUAUGUAUGGUUCUGUCUUAAUGACUCUUGUUAAAUAAAGGCAUAAAGUUUUACUCUA
Mesocricetus auratus (golden hamster) is the source of this 12442-nucleotide messenger RNA. It is a transcript of the gene Asxl2, whose product is annotated as ASXL transcriptional regulator 2. Lineage: Eukaryota; Metazoa; Chordata; Mammalia; Rodentia; Cricetidae. Gene Ontology annotation, cellular component: PR-DUB complex. The coding region runs from base 327 to 4598 and encodes 1423 amino acids. The record is from RefSeq and is a predicted model, not a curated record. Gene Ontology annotation, biological process: positive regulation of transcription by RNA polymerase II; animal organ morphogenesis. The transcript is spliced from 13 exons. Gene Ontology annotation, molecular function: peroxisome proliferator activated receptor binding; chromatin binding; DNA binding.